AUGAACUGCUCUAUGUUCCUGGCCAUCAACAAGAAGUGGGGUCCCCACACCAUCAACCAGAUGGCCACCAGCCACAACACCCAGCUCCCACACUACCACUCCCACUUCUUCAAACCAGGGAGCACCACCACCAACUGCCUUGUCCAGGACUGGUUCAAGCACAGGGCGCCACUGCCACCAUCAUCGCCCCAAUGUGGAGCAGGUGCCACUGGCGCCAGGACCUCAACGACCUCACAAUCAACAUGCCAAUCCCACUGCACACAUCAGAGGAGACAUUCCUCAGUGAGCAUGGGACACCAGAGCCACUACACAACUGUAGAUGGCGCUGGGCGGCCUAUUGGAUGUGUUGGAUCUGUGGCUUAA
Messenger RNA from Acanthamoeba castellanii str. Neff, 363 nucleotides. RefSeq lists its product as uncharacterized. The transcript is spliced from 2 exons. Lineage: Eukaryota; Discosea; Longamoebia; Acanthamoebidae. The record is from RefSeq and is a predicted model, not a curated record. The coding region runs from base 1 to 363 and encodes 120 amino acids.